AUGGCACACCAACCGUCGCCAGCCCCUCCAAUUCAGCUAGCAGUCCCUACAAGAUGGACAACUCAAGAUUCCAACCUCGCUCUUCUCGAAUGCCUCUCGAUGGCAACACCAACAAGACCAGCUCUGCCUGCUGAGCUCAUCCUUCAAAUACUCCGCCACCCGACUCGCUGGGUUCGUCUUUACAGCAUCAGUCACCCUCCUUCGGUAGAGGCUGGUAAACCGAUCGUCGUAAGCGUCAACAAACCUACUGGCAUACCCAUUUUAUAUACACGUCCCUUCUCCGCACAAGAGGUCGCGCUAUUGAGGCAAGUCGUGUUCACGUUUCGCAGCAGAGAUCAGGGCUUCAGUUCCGAUCCGGACCAGGGCAGCUGGAGCUGGUUCGAAGCUAGCCUGGCGCAAUUUCCCGGUACCGACGAAGAUGGACAAGGCGAACUCCAUAAUGCGGCUGCGUGGACCGGCUCUUAUGGAUGGGUCGGGGAGUGGAUGGAGCGACACAACAAGCGGCUGGAGAAGCAACCGAGGUACAAGAUACAAACGAACAGGCACGCUUCAAUGGAACCCGAGGAAUACACGAUCGAGCUUACAGAUGAGCAUGAGUUGGUGCAGCGGGUCCAAGAAGGGGAUAGGGUCGUUCUUUGGGCGUGCGCUUGCUUCCCACAAUGGGAGAACCGGGUUUAUGAGGCUAAGAUUACUGUACUGGGUAUGGAUGACCUGACGAUGGGAAGGUGA
Molecule: messenger RNA, 729 nt
Organism: Letharia columbiana
Lineage: Eukaryota; Fungi; Ascomycota; Lecanoromycetes; Lecanorales; Parmeliaceae
Exons: 1
Coding region: 1-729 (242 amino acids)
Source: RefSeq, a predicted model, not a curated record